CAGCAGCCUCUCCAGGACCUGAGCUUCUCACAGACGUCAAGAUGAAGUGCUUGGUUUUGCUUCUGCUUCUGGUCUUCGCCUGCAGCCUCCACGAGGCCCGAGUCAUCGUCCCUGAAGGAGUGCCGUAUGACGAACCCCCGGCCGUGCCCUACUGGCCCUACUCCACCUCCGACUUCUGGAACUACGUGGAGUACUUCAAAUCCAUCGGCGCCUACAACCACAUCAACGAGAUGGCCCGAGCGUUCUUCGCUCACCAGCACCUGGGCGACACUCUAGGCUAUGAGACCAACACGGGACACGAGCACUGAGGUCGUGGACCACAGCAGCAGCAGCAGCAGCAGCAGCAGCAGCAGCACGACUCAGUCCUGGAAGAACGUCAAACACUCAUGCUAUAGAGGCAUAGAAGUCAUACUAACUUAGAACGCUUGGCUGAUAUGAACGUAUGAGAGCGGAUUGACACGUUUUGCAAUAGUAAUGAAACCUUUGUAUUACAAUGACAAACACUCUUUUGCUUAGAGCAGCGUUCACAUCCGUUCCAUGGCUUUAUUUUGAAGGGCAAGAGCCGCUCCGCAUGUGACGUCAAAGUUCUUUAUUUGUU
Molecule: messenger RNA, 598 nt
Organism: Synchiropus splendidus (mandarinfish)
Lineage: Eukaryota; Metazoa; Chordata; Actinopteri; Syngnathiformes; Callionymidae
Gene: otos
Product: otospiralin
Exons: 4
Coding region: 42-308 (88 amino acids)
Biological process (GO): sensory perception of sound
Source: RefSeq, a predicted model, not a curated record